Schistocerca americana (American grasshopper) is the source of this 1678-nucleotide messenger RNA. RefSeq names its product UDP-glycosyltransferase UGT5-like. Bases 134 to 1678 code for a protein of 514 amino acids. The transcript is spliced from 7 exons. The record is from RefSeq and is a predicted model, not a curated record. NCBI's taxonomy places the organism in Eukaryota, Metazoa, Arthropoda, Insecta, Orthoptera, Acrididae. Gene Ontology annotation, molecular function: UDP-glycosyltransferase activity.
CUGUAUUACGUUUCGGUCCGACCGGUUCUACACCUCGUCGAUCUGGACUCUGCCUCUCUCCAGUUAAAGAAGUCAUCGACUGUGGAAUCGGAAGCUAACAACGUUACACCCAGUGCUGCCGUUUCAAGGCGAGAUGAGUUCGUGCCUGGCGUUUGCGUUGUUGCUGUUGGCGGCAGUGGGCGGCUGCUGGUCGGCGGACAUCUUGUUCGUCGCGCCGACGCCGUCCGUCAGCCACGCGCUGCCCAUCAACGCCGUGAUCCGCGCUCUGCUGGCCAGGGGGCACCGCGUCACACACAUCACGCCGGACCCCAUGCAGACCGAGAAUAAGAAUUACACACUGGUAGACUUAUCAUCAAUUUAUUGGGUUCUGAGCAGCCAGAACAAAUCUGUCUGGGCAGAUACUUGGCCUAUGAAAUUGGCCGAGGCAUACCACGAACUGGGCGUCGGGUGCUGCGUCAAUGAAAUGAAGCAUCCUGCACUACAAGACUGGCUAAAGUCCGAACACCGGUUUGAUUUGGUGAUCAUGGAACGACUGCCGUAUCAGUGCUAUUACGGACUGGUCCAUAAAGUUGGUUCACCUCCGUUGGUCGGUUUUCUAACGCUGCCCGCCAUGCUACCGGCUUACUACGCCAUAGGGAACCCUAUAAACCCAGCUUACCUACCAGACGUCUUCAUCGGUUACAGCGACCACAUGAAUUUCUGGCAAAGGCUGUACAACACUUACUUCACCUUGAGGUUCCUCGAUUAUUGGCAGAGAACUGUAUUGCCUGCUCACGAGGCCAUCAUGAGGGAACAUUUUGGCCCGGAACCACCUUCCGUUUACGAAGUGGAACGCAACUUCAGUAUGCUGAUUGUAGCUGCCCAUUUCAGCGGUCACUACCCGAGGCCAAAUGUACCGAACGUGAUUGAAGUCACGGGACUACACGUAGAAGAUAAAGUGAAGCCUCUACCGAAGGAUAUCCAGAAGUUUCUGGACGAAGCAGAGCACGGCGUCGUCUACUUCAACCUGGGCUCGAACGUCAGGAGCAGCGAGCUGCCGGAACACAGGAGGCAGGCGUUCGUGGACGCCUUCAGGGAGAUACCGCAGCGGGUUGUCUGGAAGUGGGAGGACGACAACAUCCCUGACCUCCCAGACAACGUACUCGUGAGGAAGUGGCUCCCGCAGCAGGGCGUUCUGGCCCACCCGAAAGUAAAGCUGUUCAUCAUGCAAGGCGGACUGCAGAGCCUGAACGAAGCAGCUUACCGGGCUGUGCCCCUGAUUGCCACUCCGUACUUCUCUGACCAGACGCACAACUGCGCGAAGAUAAACUCAGCAGGCAUCGGCAUCCGUAUCUAUUUGAAGGAUAUCAGCAAGGAGACUGUGCUCGACGCCAUCAACAAAAUUAUACAUGAUCCCAGCUACAAGGAGAGGAUGGCGCAGUAUUCUCGGCUGUUCCGCGAGCACCGCGAGCAGUCUGUGGAGACGGCGGUGUGGUGGCUGGAGUACGUGGUCCGCCACCAGGGAGCGCCGCACCUGCGCAGCGCCGCCCUGGACCUGCCCUGGUGGCAGCUGCUGCUGGUCGACGUCGUCGCCUUCGUGCUGGCCGCCGCCGCCGCCGCCGUCACCGCCCUCUGGUUCGUGGCCAGGAGGCUGCUGGCCGCCUUCACAGCGCGGAAGGACAAGCUCAAGACCCACUGA